Molecule: messenger RNA, 1643 nt
Organism: Manihot esculenta (cassava)
Lineage: Eukaryota; Viridiplantae; Streptophyta; Magnoliopsida; Malpighiales; Euphorbiaceae
Product: DAR GTPase 3, chloroplastic
Exons: 9
Coding region: 101-1201 (366 amino acids)
Cellular component (GO): mitochondrion
Molecular function (GO): GTPase activity; GTP binding
Source: RefSeq, a predicted model, not a curated record
UUGUUCAGGCCCUAAACAAAUUGUUUGAUAGGAUAGGAGGUGGAAACAGCAGAAAGCGGCCAUUUUCGCUUCUUCGAGUACUAGACAGGAAGGAAGAAGGAUGGGAGUGCAGAUUUUGGGGCUCUGUUCACCCACUCCUGCUGCGUGGGUUCACGUACCUGAAACUCGAAACAAGUCAUUACCAACUGCAGCACUCGCAACUACUGCUUCUCUCUCGUCUCCACCUCCCACUAUUCAGGUUGUUGGUGGAAAAACUCCAAGUUGGAAUGGAAAUGUAAAUUACAAUUCCAGUGUCCCUGUUGAUGGUUUUGUAGGCGACGCUGAUUGGGUUGAUCUUGAUACAGAUCUUUAUUAUUGGACCAAGGAUCUGCGCCCUGUUCAGUGGUAUCCGGGUCAUAUUGCCAAAACCGAAAAAGAACUGAAAGAGCAACUUAAGUUAAUGGAUGUUGUGAUAGAGGUGCGAGAUGCAAGAAUUCCUUUGUCCACAACCCAUCCACAGAUGGAUUUAUGGCUUGGAAAUAGGAAAAGGAUCCUAGUUUUGAAUAGAGAAGAUAUGAUAUCCAAGGCAGACCGGAAUGCUUGGGCUAAUUAUUUUUCAAGGCAGGGAAUAAAGGCUGUCUUUUCCAAUGGCAAACUUGGAAUGGGUACUAUGAAGCUGAGCCGGUUAGCAAAGUCAUUAGCUGCAGGUGUAAAUGUCAAACGCAGAGCAAAAGGGCUUCUCCCUCGCCCAGUUCGAGCUGGAAUAGUUGGCUAUCCAAAUGUUGGAAAAUCAUCUUUGAUCAACCGUUUGUUGAAGCGUCGGAUGUGUGAAGCAGCUCCUAGACCUGGAGUUACAAGAGAAUUGAAAUGGGUUCGAUUUGGAAAAGAACUUGAGUUUCUGGACUCACCUGGCAUAAUCCCAAUGCGGAUUAGUGAUCAAUCAGCUGCUAUAAAGCUUGCUAUAUGUGAUGACAUUGGGGAGAGAUCCUAUGAUGUGGUUGAUGUAGCAGCAAUUCUUGUAAGGAUGCUGACAAUGAUUCCAUCUGUAGGUGUGAAGGCUCUUCAUAACCGCUACAAGAUUGAUGCAGAUGAGCAUAUAUUUAUUCAAAAGCUUGCAGUCCACUUGUUCAAUGGGGACACCCAUCAAGCAGCCUUCCGUAUCUUGUCUGAUUUUCGGAAAGGCAAAUUUGGUUGGGUGGCACUGGAGAGGCCCCCGAGGUAAUGCUGUUGGUAGCUUUGAAUGGAAUGACUGAUGUUCUAAAGCUCCCACUCAUGAUGUCUAUGAUGCCUUGAGCCUGCCAAGUUUCGUAAAUUUGUAGAUAUCGAUCUUGGUAUGUUAGGGAGCCAUAGGAAGAGGGAGAAAGCUUCCAAUGCUCUAAACUCUUGAAGCAAAUGUAGCCGGUGCAACGGGAAACUCUGGGGAGACCCAACUCUAACCGGUGUAUUUAAAAUGAGGAUUUGGACCAAGCAUUUGAUUGUGUACUGGGUCAUCUGUUUCUCAGGUUUUUCAAAUCAUCGUCUCCAGAGAAGUUGCAGCAAAAGCAGUUGCAAUAUUUUGUAUUUAUCCAGUAUAGCAAAUCGCUUGUUUAACCUCUGAUGAAAAGACUAUGCGUUGUGUUUAUAUCAAAACUUGUAAUGGCCUAGUAAAUAUCAUUUUUUGCAGA